Oreochromis aureus is the source of this 1434-nucleotide messenger RNA. RefSeq names its product transcription elongation factor A (SII), 2 (gene tcea2). Lineage: Eukaryota; Metazoa; Chordata; Actinopteri; Cichliformes; Cichlidae. The coding region runs from base 124 to 1083 and encodes 319 amino acids. Gene Ontology annotation, molecular function: zinc ion binding; nucleic acid binding. The transcript has 10 exons. Gene Ontology annotation, biological process: transcription elongation by RNA polymerase II; DNA-templated transcription. The record is from RefSeq and is a predicted model, not a curated record. Gene Ontology annotation, cellular component: nucleus.
AUCUCCCACAAUGCCUCGCACACAACGACCGGCCGUGAGAGGAGAGAAGAGGGCGGAGAAGAGUUUGCGCUCCAUCCAUGGAGCUUUCCUCCGCAGCGCAGUGACGCAGAGGCAGCCGCAGACAUGGUGAAGGAUCAGGAAGUGGAGCGCAUCGCCAGGAAGUUGGAUAAAAUGGUGCAGAAGAAGAGCAUGGUGAGUGAAAGCAGCCGACAGGUGAUGAUGAGCGAGGACAGUGCUCUGGACCUGCUGAGAGAACUGAAGAACAUCAAGAUGUCUCUGGAGACGCUGCAGUCUACCAGAGUGGGUAUGUCGGUGAACGCUGUGAGGAAACAAAGUUCAAAUGAAGAAGUUCAGACUUUAGCCAAAACUCUCAUCAAGUCCUGGAAGAAACUGCUGGAUGGUUCAGAGGAGAAGAAAAAGGACAGCUCUCCGGUCAGGUCUUCAUCCACCUCCAAGGAUUAUGGCAGCAGUGAAAAAGGCAGUAAAUCUUCUGAGGGGCCCCCAUCCACCCCCACUUCCCCAACUACCACCACCCUCUCUCAGGUCACCUCCUUCCCCCCCGCCCCCGUAACUACGGACUGCGUGAGAAGCAAGUGUCGAGAGCUGCUGGUAGUGGCGCUGCAGACGGACGAUGACCAUAAGGCCAUCAGAGUGGACUGCGAGCACCUGGCGGCUCAAAUCGAAGAACAGAUCUUCCAGGAGUUUAAGUCGACAGACAUGAAAUAUAAAACCCGUCUACGAAGUCGAAUCUCCAACCUGAAAGACCAGAAGAACCCAGAACUGCGCCGCAACGUACUGUGUGGAAACAUCUCGCCACAUCGCAUCGCCUGUAUGACUGCUGAGGAAAUGGCGAGUGCAGAGCUGAAGCAGAUGAGAGAGGCUCUGACAAAAGAGUCAAUCAGGGAGCAUCAGCUUUCCAAGGUUGGAGGAACUGAGACGGACAUGUUUAUCUGCAGCAAGUGUCAUGGAAAGAGCUGCACGUACACGCAGGUGCAGACCCGCAGCGCUGAUGAGCCCAUGACCACUUUUGUUUUGUGUAACGACUGCGGCAACCGAUGGAAGGUUUCUCUGCAUUGGGGCUGAUUGGGGUGUCUCUCUCUUUGUAUUUGUCUUUCAGUUCUGUUGAAGAAAACUUGGCCGUUUAUUCUUCUGUCAAGAAGCAAAUUGAAGUUAUUGAAGUUGAUUUUUUUUUUUUUUUUUUUUUUUUUGUUUGGUGUAAUUUCUUUUUAUAUAUCAAACUAAAUGCUGCAAUGUAUUUGGAGAGAUAAAAGCCAGCUGAUGUUGUCCAUUGGUUGAAUUGGUUUUGUAUUGAUGACUGAGACUUAUUUUCUGAAGGUGCUUUGAGCCAGAUUCAAAUCACAGCUCACAGAAACAGUAUGCCUUUCUUUGCCAUGAUGUGCUGAACAUAUUAAAGCUGCUCUUGGAUGAAGACCA